Messenger RNA from Astrephomene gubernaculifera, 1024 nucleotides. The record is from the annotation of a GenBank genome assembly. Lineage: Eukaryota; Viridiplantae; Chlorophyta; Chlorophyceae; Chlamydomonadales; Astrephomenaceae.
AUGAUUUGGUAUUCAUACUACGAAUAUACAUGCGAAAUUUGUUGUAGACGUCCUGCUCGACGGACAUCAUCUCAUCGGCGGGACAGAUUAAAGGCCCUGGUCCAUGCUGACUCCUUGCCACUAUAGAAAUAGCUAUUUCCAACUACUAGCCGCUCCACCACCUACAUUCCUUGCUUUCACCGCUGCAUAAUGGCUCUGCUUGCGCGUCGCGUCACUGCGGCCCCUUCGGCCCGCUCCAACACCACUCGCCCUGCCUUUGCCCGCGCCGCACCGCGCCGUUCAGUAGUAGUUCGCGCUGAGGCUGGUUCAGUGAAUGAUGACACUUUCAAGAGCGUAGUGCUGGAGAGCAGCAUCCCUGUGCUGGUGGACUUCUGGGCUCCAUGGUGCGGUCCUUGCCGCAUUAUUGCGCCCAUCGUGGAUGAAAUUGCGGGCGAGUUCAAGGACAAGGUCAAGUGCGUGAAGAUUAACACGGAUGAGAGCCCGAACGUCGCUUCUGAGUAUGGCAUUCGGUCGAUUCCCACCAUCAUGGUCUUCAAGAACGGCAAGAAGUGCGACACUAUCAUUGGCGCUGUCCCCAAGUCAACGAUCAUUCAAACCGUUGAGAAGUACAUGUGAGCGUUGAGCGGCUGCAGUGAGAGGUCGCAUGUGAUGGUCGUUGGAGUAGGGGGCCGAUAGAACACAACAGAGAUUCCAGAGCGAGGCAAGGGGUUUAGGCUGCGAGAGGGGUGUGCUGCAAAGGCGGCAAUUUUGGGUGCACGAUGUUAAAUAACCAGGACGCGCGCACGUCGCGGACCCAGUUUUGAUGGACAACAUGACAUUGGUUGCAAAGAGAGAGUCACUUAUUUGUCAGAGAUCUCCAUUUUGUUGUGGCUAUAUAACUUCAUGGCUUAAGACGUUUGGCUAAUUGCAUGACCACCUCGCCGCACACGGGUAUCUCACGCGGUAUGUACGCGUGGGUUAUGCCCUUCGGAUACGUGUGCGCCUCGGUGCCCCUGUACAACACAUGUAAAUCAGGAGUUGGGUU